AUCUGCCCUAUUAUCUCUGUCUCUGAAGUGUGAAAUGACGUUUGAACACAGGAAGGGUUUGGUUUAGACAGACAGCACAGUUUAAACAGUUAAUUAAAGUGACAGUAUGGAGUCCAGUGUGCUGCCUCUUAUACUCUUGCUGAUGUCUAACAGCUAUUCUGCACAAAGACCAGAUAAACCUGUUCUGACUGUAAAUCCUGAAACAUCACCGAUAUUCAGAGGAGAGACUGUCACUCUCACAUGUGACCUACAGGGGACAGAAGAGACACACUGGACAUACAGAUUUCAGUGUGAUGGUGUUUAUGUUCAAGAAUCUAAUGAGAAAGAGUUCAAGAUUACUGCAAUGAACAGCAGAUACAGUAAAUGCUGGUGUUUCGCUAUCAGAACAUCUACACUAAUCUGGAGUCCCUGGAGUAAUGAAGUGUCAUUUACUGUCAUCGAGAGACCAAAACCUGAAGUGCGUGUAAAUCCAGAUCAUCAUGUGUUCAGAGGAGAGACAGUCACUCUCACAUGUGACAUACAGACACAAACACACACUGAGUGGAGAUACAGCUGGAUUAAAGAUGAUUCAGUCAAUCCAGUCAGCACUGAGAGAGUGUACAGAAUCACAUCUGACAAAUCUCACAGUGGUAAAUACAGCUGUAGAGGAGAGAAAAUCAGUGACUCACAGAGAUCAGACAUCAGUGAUGCUGUUACACUGACUGUAUCAGAUAAACCAACACCAGCUGUGAUUGUGUCGCCCCAGAGUUCAGUGUUCACUGGAGACACAGUUACUCUGAGCUGUACGUUCAUAAACUCAACUGGAUGGAUGAUUCACUGGAUUAAAGACUCAAACUCUGAAUCCAGUGAUGCUGCAGGAACUAAAACAAUCAGUUCAGUGAAAGUCUCUGAUGGAGGACAGUACAGAUGCAGAGCACAAAGAGGAAACUACUCCACACAGUUCAGUAACACAGUUCAAGUAACAGUUAAAGAGAGACCAAAACUUGAAGUGCGUGUAAAUCCAGAUCAUCAUGUGUUCAGAGGAGAGACAGUCACUCUCACAUGUGACAUACAGACACAAACACACACUGAGUGGAGAUACAGCUGGAUUAAAGAUGGGACCAUCAACAUUCUCAAUCAAUGCACAAAACAAGAGUGUGAAAUAAGCCAUGUUGAAUUCUCCCAUCAAGGUAAAUACAGCUGUUCUGGAAGAGAGACAAGAGGAUCACGCUACACACACGCCAGUGAUGAACUUACACUCACAGUAUCAGAUUUGCCCACAGCUAAACUCACUGUACAUCCAGAAACAUCUGUUUUCACUGGAGAGACAGUGAUCAUGAAGUGUGACAUUGAGUCUGAUUACAGUAACUGGAGAUAUGAGUGGUAUAAAGACAGAACUGUCGUGUCUGAGUCUGAGCGUUACACUGUAAACACAAACACUCUCACUAUCAGAGGAGCUACUGAGUCUGAUCAACAUCAGUUCUGCUGUCGAGGAAAGAGAGAUGGAAGACCAGCAACAUCACAGAACACAAGUGUUAUUCUUUCUGUUAAAGACUCAAAGCUCAAUCCUGAACUCACAUCAGAUACUGCAGGAGCUGCACUGACAGGAAACACGGUGACUCUGAUCUGUCACAUGACUCAGACCGCUGGAUGGGACUUUUACUGGUACAAACACACACAGAACUCUGAGAAAAACAAGACAGAAACAAACUCCUACAGAGUCCAUAUUGAUUCAGUGUCUGAUGGAGGUCAGUACUGGUGUAGAGCUGGAAGAGGAGAACCAGUUUACUACACAAACUACAGUGAUGCAUUGUGGGUCCGUGUCACAGUGUCAGCAGAUCAGAUUCGUGUCUUACACACUCUCAGUUCUCUUCUGGCAGUUUGUCCAUAUCUGAUGGCGACAGUCGUGCUGGUGUUCAAAUGCUACAGAGCGAGAGUUUCAUCUGUUGAAGAUCAAAGUCAGUUUGCAGUAACAGAGGAAGAAACUUCAAUCUGAAUCUCUUUAAAAACGUUCAGAAGACUUUUCUUACAUUCCUGUUCAUUAUUUCACCAUGUUUCAUUUGUUGUAGAAUUGAUUUCUCAUUCAUAUGAUUUUAAAACAUUGUAUUUUGUGUUUCUGCUUUUCUAUGAUUUCUAUUUGAAUCUAUUACUUGAAUAUUUCCUGUUUCAUGUUCAAAUAAUGAAUAAGAGCAGAAACACUUUAGUUUUAUUCUGAUCUAGUUUUAUUGUGUGGAUUUGUGUGUGAUCUGAUGUUUCCUACUUUAAAUAAGUGUGUCUUUGUGUUUGAAAUAUUCUGGACUUUAUGCUUUCUUACAGAUUUAAA
This is a messenger RNA of Xyrauchen texanus (razorback sucker), 2302 nucleotides long. Its product is annotated as B-cell receptor CD22-like. The record is from RefSeq and is a predicted model, not a curated record. The transcript has 10 exons. Bases 107 to 1975 code for a protein of 622 amino acids. Gene Ontology annotation, molecular function: transmembrane signaling receptor activity. Gene Ontology annotation, biological process: cell surface receptor signaling pathway. NCBI's taxonomy places the organism in Eukaryota, Metazoa, Chordata, Actinopteri, Cypriniformes, Catostomidae.